Messenger RNA from Bubalus bubalis (water buffalo), 4378 nucleotides. RefSeq names its product synaptogyrin 1 (gene SYNGR1). The transcript is spliced from 4 exons. Gene Ontology annotation, cellular component: neuromuscular junction; synaptic vesicle membrane. The record is from RefSeq and is a predicted model, not a curated record. The coding region runs from base 92 to 796 and encodes 234 amino acids. NCBI's taxonomy places the organism in Eukaryota, Metazoa, Chordata, Mammalia, Artiodactyla, Bovidae.
GGCGCGAGCCGGGGAGGGGGCGGGGGCGCCGCGCACGCGCACGGGCCGGCGGCGCGCGCCGAACGGGGGGCACCGCGCGGGUGCAGCCACGAUGGAAGGGGGUGCGUACGGAGCUGGCAAAGCCGGGGGCGCCUUCGACCCCUACACCCUGGUCCGGCAGCCUCACACCAUUCUGCGCGUCGUGUCCUGGGUGUUCUCCAUCGUGGUGUUCGGCUCCAUCGUGAAUGAGGGCUACCUCAACAGCCCCUCAGAAAGCGAGGAGUUCUGCAUCUACAACCGCAACCCCAACGCCUGCGGCUACGGCGUGACCGUGGGCGUGCUCGCCUUCCUCACCUGCCUGCUCUACCUGGCCCUGGAUGUGUACUUCCCCCAGAUAAGCAGCGUCAAGGACCGGAAGAAGGCCGUCCUGUCCGACAUCGGAGUCUCGGCCUUCUGGGCCUUCCUCUGGUUCGUGGGCUUCUGCUUCCUGGCCAACCAGUGGCAGGUCUCUGAGCCCAAGGACAACCCGCUGAACGAGGGGACGGACGCGGCCCGGGCCGCCAUCGCCUUCUCCUUCUUCUCCAUCUUCACGUGGGCGGGCCAGGCUGUGCUGGCCUUCCAGAGGUACCAGAUUGGCGCCGACUCGGCCCUCUUCUCCCAGGACUACAUGGACCCCAGCCAGGACUCCAGCAUGCCUUACGCCCCCUACGUGGAGCCCAGCACCGGGCCAGAGCCCACCAGCAUGGGCGGCACCUACCAGCAGCCGGCCAGCGCCUUCGAGCCCGAGCCCCAGGGCUACCAGUCGCAGGGCUACUGAGCCACAGGGACCACCUGCCCCCCGCCUGCCCCUGAGCCACCCCAGCUGCCCCCUGCCCCCUCCCUCCAUGCCCAGCCCCCCUGCUCCCUCCCCGGCUGCCCUGCCUGGCACCUCCAGGUGGUCCCACUGAGGUCCAGGGCCACUCGGGUGGGCGGGGGCAGUGAGGUGUUGGGGGUGUCCACGUGUGUGCAGGUGUGCAGCGCCCUGGGAGGUUGCGUUCAUUCCUUAUGUCUGCAAGCCUUCAUUGAGCACCUGCUGUAUGUCAGGCCUGUGCUUGGCACGAGUGCUAAGGCAGAUGGUCCCCGGAGACGAGGAAGAGGUGAUGUGGAGGAGGCCCUGCUCUUAACCAGAGGAAGGAAUGGAGAGAAUGUUCCACCGGGAGGAUGCUGGGAAGGUUUGACUGCGGGGUGUGAGUACCCGCAGGACGCUGGGGGCUGUCACCUGCUAGAAGUGACACCCCCGCCCUGCUCUGAGUGUUGGGCCGCCUCCAUUUUAUGGUUGAGGAAACUGAGGCCUGGCAAGGUCAGGGCACUCAGGCAGCCAGUGGUAGAGGUGGGGCCACCACAGGCUACCCGACGGCAGAGCACCUUCUGUCCCCCAGGGUCCCCACCAUCUCCCAUCCCCGAGCCCGGGGCUCCGCUGCUCAGAGCUACAGUCCCUCUGGGAGGCCUUGGGGACCUCAGCCCGUGAGACACCCUGAUUCUGCUGCAAGCCAGGGGCCUGCUCUGCCCCGACUGUUCCGCCCAGCGGGACAGCCCUGCCUCCAGGCCCCUCUCCCCACAUCCCGCCGGCCUCUGCCCUGGCCGCCUUCCCGGGCGAGAGAGCCGAGCGGGCCGGCCUGGCUCCCAUGUACCACUCCGAGCUGUGUGCAUCCUCCCAGGAGCUCCAGCAGGCCUUCACGGCCUCCCGACGGAAUGACCACUGUCCCUGCCUCUAGGAGUGGCGUGCUAAGUCCCUGCCUGGGGCUGGGUGGACAAGGAGGCCUGGAGGGGGAGUGCCUGGCCCAGGAUCACAGUGAGUGAGUGGCAGAGCUGGGCUUGCUACCUGGGCUACUUCGUCCCAGCCACCCAGCAGGCGCCCCCUUCCCUGCCCCUGCGACCUCCCAGGAAACAGAACUGAUCUGGGACACUGUGUCAUCUUUCCUUCAUCCGGGGUCAGCUGGGGGCCGAGGGGCGGGGAUGGCCAAGCCAAGGUCUUCCAGAAGGCCUGCCAUGUGACUGGGCUCUCUGUGGGAAGACAGGGCUCUAGACCCAGCUUGGCCUCCACCUGGAAGCUGCUGCCAUGGGACAGACUGUCCCCAAGAUGAGUGGCAAGAGCCCCUCGGGCAUGGAAGUCCGGGGGAGGCCACAGGCCAGGGGAGAGGGUGGCAGGUGUCCCCCGAGGCACGGGAGGUGUGAGGAGGGACUCUUGGAUAAUGCAGGCUCUCUACUGAGCCUUAUAGGAUGGGCAGGCCUUGAAGCGGGGAGACUGUGGGGACGGUGUCCACGCGCCAUUGCCUCGGGGAGUGGGGCAGCGGGAUUGUGGGUUGGCGCAGUGCUGGGUGUUCCCACCACCAGCCCCCACGAGAACCCUAAGAGGCAGGUCAUAGCUACCCACUUGCCUGUUGACUCAGCAGUGAUGGGGCAUUUGUGGCGGGAACACAAAGGGUGUGGUGUCUGCCCUCGAGGAGCUGACUGUCCUCAGAGAUGAGCGUUAAACCGACUGCUGGACCCAGGGUCCCUUACGGGGGCCAGGCGCUGUGUGAGUACAGCUGUGUGGAUGCAGGUCCCCACGGAGGGGCCCGGAGGAUGGGUAGGUGUUAGUGUGGCAGUGAGGGAAGGAGCGGGAAUUUCCUUGGCAGAGAAGCAGCAUCAUUGCCCCCACUUAACAGAAGGAGAAACUGAGGCUCAGCGCACGAGUGGGUUAGCAGUGGAGCAUGGAUCAGGUCUGAUUAAGUCCUCCCAAGGGGCAGUGGUGACGGGAGAGGACCCCAGACAGCCGGGUGACAGCUGCUUGUUGGGGACUUCAACUUUCCACGUCUGGGGAAGGGGCUCCCCCAGGGUGGCCCGGGCUGGGACAGGCUGGGACUCUGGUUUCCUCCAAGUUGAGCAGUGGAGCCUGCACUAGACCAGAGGUUUGCAAAGCAGGUCAGGGGGGUGAAUGUGGUCUGUUUCUGGCAGAGAGAAGUUUGGUGUCCACACAGGAUGCUAUGAGAAGUCCUCCCCCUCGUCCCCUCCCUAUCAAAAGCCUCCCUUGCUGGGGAGACCCCAGGGUGCUGCCUGUCUGUUCCCCUGGGCACUGACCAGCUGCUGGUGAUGCUGGGUGAGAGAGCAAGGUACUGGGUAUUUAUUACAGAGUCUCCCUGCCACCCCAGAAUGGGAAGGUUUACCAGACCCCCUGCCAGGAAUGGGGGUGCUGAAUCAUUUCACUCAGCAUUCCCCACUAGUCCUGGGGUGCCGCCCAGGCAGGACCCCAUCCGGGGUCAGGCUGUGCCCUGGUGGGUGAGAAAGAGAGGACCAGAGAUGUGGAGCGCAGGAUUUAAUUGAGACCCAGGGCUCCUGACUCCCCUUCUGAGUGGUCGGUGGGCAAGUCUUGCUGCUUCUGUUGGCUGAGGACAAUCCCCUGGAGGCCUCAAGCCUGGAGCCAGUGCUCACAGGUCAGUGGCACCCCCUUUCCCUCCCUGCUGCCCCUCCUCUGCCUCCCCUCUGCUUCCAAGCCUUUCCUUGGAGAAGGGCACCCCUGCAGUCUGACCUUGCUGAGUUUGGACCCCCUCUUCCCAUCGAGUACUAGAGAGGGCCAAGGAAAACUGGGUUCCACACGAGAUUAGAGCUUCGAGGACCCUUACAGGGGUGAAGUCUGGGCCAGGAAGACAGUGACUUGUCCAUGGUUAAGCACAGAGCUAGAGGUUCCAGAUCCAGGUCUCCAGCCUCUGAUUGUGCAGUCACAGGUCAUCUGCCUGGGCGUGGCUCCUGCCACACCUGGGGGUGUAACUGUUGGGGCUAGCUCAGAGGAUCCCAGCAUCUUCUCCGCACUCCAACCUUCCCAGGUGAUUCUUGAUCUUCAAAGUCUGUUGGGGGUCCCAGGCUUCCCCCAUGUAACCAAGAUCCCCCAACCCCGUACUACCCCUCGGGAGCCCCCAGUCUUGGCCCAAGACCCCUUUGAUUCUCUAUGGAGCACAAAGGGGGAGCACCCCUCCCAACAAGAGUUUGUGGGAGGAUAGACGUGUCCACCCAUCUCCUGGCGCUGCCCCUCAAUGUGACACUCCCCAUCCCCAGGUGCCCACAGCCCUUGUCUGGGUGCCCCUGCCCUGCCCGCAGCGUUACUGCCUGUGUAUAGUAUAAAUAUAUAUAUUUUCUAUAUAUAAGAUGUAUAAUAUAAGGCUCCACAAAUAUAUCUGUGUGUGUGUGUGUGUGUGCGCGCAGUGAAUGGCAGUCCCCAUCCUGGGCCCCCACUCUGGACUCCCCCACCACCUGGUUAAGUCUCUCAAGAGUGAAUCCAGUGGCCCCGUGGCACCCUUCUCUAUGACAUCUGUCCAUUUGUGGUGAACCAAGUGAAGGCGGUGACUUCUGGUGACAUAGUAAUAAAGUGAAGACUCAAAACCCA